UGGAGCAACUGGGGCUGUUCGUUACUAUUCAGCAACAAUGAAACCAUCGGCUGCAGCUGCAACCACACCACCUCCUUCUCUAUCCUUAUGUCCUCUGAAUAUCUCAAAGAUCCCAAAAUGGCGGACAUAACAUUCAUUGGAGUUGGCAUAUCUAUAGGUUCUUUGGUUAUAUGUCUUAUUACUGAAGCUCUCGUAUGGAGAAAAAUUAGUACCAACACAACGGCAUUCCUACGUCAUAUUUCUAUCGUUAACAUUGCUGUUUCUCUCCUGAUUGCAAACAUUUGGUUCAUUAUUGGGGCAUCCUUUACAGAUGCAGGGAAGGAAAACCCUCCAGCAUGUGCUGCAGCUACCUUCAUUAUCCAUUUGUUCUACCUUGCCAUGUUCUUCUGGAUGUUAGCCUCAGGCCUUCUGUUGCUUUAUCGCACUGUCUGGGUCUUCGAGGGGGGAUUGUCUAAAGCAUCUAUGCUGGUUAUUGGAUUUGUUUUGGGAUAUGCUGCACCGCUGAUCAUUGCAGUAACAACCAUGGCAGUAACUGCCCCUUCAAAUAAAUACAUAAGAGGAAAUCGUGUCUGUUGGCUCAGCUGGGAUGAUUCCAAAGCUCUGCUGGCAUUUCUGAUUCCUGCACUUCUGAUAGUGGCUAUAAACUUCAUUAUCCUGCUUGUGGUGAUAUACAAAAUGUUGAGAAGAAGAGUAGAGAAGAAUGCAGCUAAAGCAGGAGAGCAGCAUGUUCUGGUGGUAAUUGCCAGGAGUUUGGCUGUGCUCACACCAUUUUUUGGACUGACUUGGAGUUUAGGAGUUGGAACCAUAAUUGCCCCAAAAAACAAAGAGAUUCAUUUUGCUUUUUCAUUACUCAACUCACUGCAGGGCUGCUUCAUUUGGAUGUUUGGAACGCUGCUCGACAAAAAGGUGCGGUCAGAAACCAUAAAAUCACUGAGCUCCAAUGAUAAGGCCACAAGUGCUUGAUGACAUCACUCUGCCUGAAUAGUCCUUGUGUGCAGAGGGACGAUCUCUGCAAUAAAACCGGUUUUUAGCCUUUUAUUUUUUGUCCUACUGCAUUUACAGUUUGAAAGGUAAACAAAUAUACCAGAAGGUAGCAGUAAUAGAAGAUUUGUUUUUUUGA
This is a messenger RNA of Girardinichthys multiradiatus, 1120 nucleotides long. RefSeq names its product adhesion G protein-coupled receptor F4-like. Lineage: Eukaryota; Metazoa; Chordata; Actinopteri; Cyprinodontiformes; Goodeidae. Gene Ontology annotation, cellular component: membrane. The transcript is spliced from 3 exons. The coding region runs from base 88 to 963 and encodes 291 amino acids. Gene Ontology annotation, molecular function: G protein-coupled receptor activity. Gene Ontology annotation, biological process: G protein-coupled receptor signaling pathway; cell surface receptor signaling pathway. The record is from RefSeq and is a predicted model, not a curated record.